AUGCCGGAGUCCAGCAACAAUGCAGCUCAAGCAUUAAAGCCGAACUUCGAUGGUCGAGGCCCAGACCACUGGACCGCCAAGGCCUACUCUGCCUCCGCCUCCUUCGUGCCCCUCCUCACACAAGAGAUCGUCCGGUGGCUGGAUCCUCAACCCCACGACAUAAUUCUCGAUCUUGGUUGCGGCGACGGCGUACUGACGGCGAAGAUACGCUCCAGCUGCUCUCGUGUCGCUGGCUUCGAUGCCUCUGCGAACCUCAUCAAAGCGGCCGAGAAUACCUACGGCACCAAUGAAAAUCUUACCUGGAACGUGCUCGACUGCCGAUACCUUGAAAAUUGCAACUCUGUCAAAGAGGCGGAGUAUACCAAGAUCUUCUCGAACGCCGCACUACAUUGGAUCCUUCGGGAUGCGGCAACGCGAAUGUCUGUCUUCCGAGGUGCAUACAGAGCGCUACAGCCAGGUGGCACCUUCGUGUUCGAGAUGGGUGGAGCCGGGAAUAUUGCAGAUGUCCAUACGGCACUUUUGGCCGCUCUAGUACACCAAGGUGUGGGUAUUGAGAAGGCUAGGGAGGCAUGUCCGUGGUUCUUCCCCUCCGAGAAAAUGAUGACGGGGAUGCUGGAGGAGGCGGGGUUCCGAGUGGAAAAGAUGAAGUUGGUGUAUAGACCUACGGAGUUGACUGCGGAGAAGGAAGGGGGCUUGAAGGGAUGGUUGAGAUUGAUGGGAGCGAACUUCCUCGAUGUGCUGCCUACGAAGGACAAGAAGGAGGCUGUGGUCAGGGAGGUUUGUGAUGUGCUCCAGACAGUCCUUACUCACGAGGCAGAUGAAAGCAUGUGGCUUGGAUAUGUGAGGCUCAAGGUAGUUGCGAGGAAGUGA
Molecule: messenger RNA, 870 nt
Organism: Letharia columbiana
Lineage: Eukaryota; Fungi; Ascomycota; Lecanoromycetes; Lecanorales; Parmeliaceae
Exons: 2
Coding region: 1-870 (289 amino acids)
Source: RefSeq, a predicted model, not a curated record